AUGCUCCGCUCGAUGCUCACUGAGCUCCGACGCUCGUCUCAACUGCAAUGGACACUGUUUUCAGUGGUUGUGAAUAUGUCAUUAACUCUGGCAAUUUGGAUUGGAAUCUAUCAUAUGGAAGUGAAUUCUGAGCUCAGUAAAAUGUACUUUUUGGAUGAUUCGUUCAAUUGGACAACCGGGAAUCCGGCGUUAGAUGGAUUGAUCAACGGCUUCUGUACCAUCCUGGUUCUCGGUUGUGUCUCUUUCGUGAUGCUUGCUUUCGUUCUUUACGAUUUCCGUCGAAUCGUCAAAUCAUGGCUCACAUUUUCGUGUCUUCUGAUCCUUUUCGGUGUUUCUGGACAGACGAUUUAUGAUUUAUUUUCUCAGAUUUUUGAUCAAAAUGAUGAGAAUCAAUUCAUUUUGACAGUGGCAUUGACUGUAAUUCCAACAGUUGUCUAUGGAUGUUUGGGCAUUUAUGCAUUCCUUGCCAACGGAUCACUCCUACUUCAUCAAUUUUUCGUCGUCUCCAACUGUUCAUUGAUCGCAGUUUUCUAUCUCCGAGCAUUUCCAAAACACACGACUUGGUUUGUCCUGUGGACUGUUCUUUUUUGGGACUUGUUCGCAGUUCUCGCCCCAAUGGGACCACUCAAAAAAGUCCAAGAAAAAGCGUCCGACUACAGUAAUAACAUUCUGAAAAUCCUCAUGUUUGCCGCAGAAGACAAACGAGAGAGUGCUGGAAUGGAUAUGGCGCAGGAUUCUCAGGAAAAUUUGAAUGACGAAAGAAAACUUCGAAAAGAUGUAAAGGAAUUGAUUCAGUUGUAUUCGAAACAGGAUGAAAAGGAUGACGAAUUCCUACAAAAAAUCCGACAGAGAAGGAAUGCGAUUAAUCCGGAUUCAGGAAGCACUGCGCAUAGUCCCAUGGUGACCACCGAACCAUCGCCAAUUGUCCUGAAAGAGAAGAACAGCGAUGAAGAGUUAUUCGAUAAUGAAUCUGAUACAACAGAAUCAUCUUCUGAAUCCUCAACGUCAUCUGAAUCUGUGUUCUCAUCAUCUGAUGUUAGUACUGCUGCCGAAUGUGCUCCAGAAGAGUGGAAUGAGUUGAUUCAUCAACAAAACGAAUUUGAUCAGAACGAUGCUACAGUAACUGCUGCUGACGCUUUGAAUGAUGGAGUCAAAUCGAAAAAUUCUGGAAGACUGUUUUCUGAGAUAUGCCGAUUUCCAGAAACUGUUCGUCUUGGAUUCGGAGACUUUGUUUUCUAUAGCCUUCUAAUUGGACAAGCAGCCACUGGUGGAUGCCCGAUUUCUGUUGGAUUCGCCGCUUUUGGAAUUCUUUUUGGUCUUAUUGCAACCCUUACUGUACUUUCUAGCGAAGAGUCCACGACUCCUGCUUUGCCAUUACCUGUCAUCUGUGGAACUUUUUGCUAUUUCGUUUCCAGAUUUUUGGUCGAUUCGAUUCAGGAAUUUUGGGUCUAG
Molecule: messenger RNA, 1452 nt
Organism: Caenorhabditis briggsae
Lineage: Eukaryota; Metazoa; Nematoda; Chromadorea; Rhabditida; Rhabditidae
Gene: Cbr-spe-4
Product: Protein CBR-SPE-4
Exons: 8
Coding region: 1-1452 (483 amino acids)
Biological process (GO): amyloid precursor protein catabolic process; calcium ion transport; Notch receptor processing
Cellular component (GO): membrane raft; neuronal cell body; cell surface
Molecular function (GO): aspartic endopeptidase activity, intramembrane cleaving
Source: RefSeq, a predicted model, not a curated record